AUGCAUCUUCUCAGAGUCGAUAAGCUCGCAGAUGCCGAAUUUAUUGACAAACGACUGGCUACGGCUAUUUCCCACGAGUCGAUUUCAAGUGAGGCAAAUAAGCGCCCAGAUGUCGUGAAGAUGGAAAAGUUCCUGGAGGAAGAGCUGGGCAAAAAUUUCGGUGCCGAAGUGCAACCAUAUUGCAUGGGCAAGCAAAAGAAAAAGAACCCAACAGACCCAGACCUCGAUCUGCCCCCGAUUCUUGUGGCCUGGUACCCCCCGAGAACCAGCGCUUCAAAUGACAAGAAAACCCUUCUCAUAUAUGGCCACUAUGAUGUUCAGCCAGAGUUGACCGGUUGGUCGUACCCGGCCUUUCAGCUUACCAGAGUCCAAGGCCCUAAUGGGGAGCGACUAUACGGACGGGGCUCUACUGAUGACAAGGGACCGGUUCUGGGAUGGCUCAAUGCGAUUGAAGCCCACAAGAAUGCCGGAGUUGAAAUUCCUGUCAAUCUCAUCUUCUGCUUUGAAGGCAUGGAAGAAAGCUCGUCGGAGGGAUUCACUGCUUUUCUUGAGAAAUAUGGCAAUGAUCUCUUCAAAGACGUGGACGGAGGUGUUAUUGCCGACAAUUACUGGAACACCGCCAAAUGCCCAUGUCUGACCUAUGGGCUUCGAGGCAUCAACUACUUCAGGGUCGCCAUCACGGGCGCCCCCAAGCAGCUUCAUAGCGGCAUCUAUGGAGGUGCUGUUGCCGAGCCUAUGACAGACCUGUUUAGUCUUUUUUCGAAAUUAGUCAAUAACGAGGGGCAGAUUCUGAUACUUGGCAUCAAUGACCAGGUAGAACCGCUCACCGAAAAAGAGAAGGAACUGUACAAGAAAGUCCGUUUCACGUUGAAGGAUUUCACCGACGCAAUCGGCGAUACAAAAGUGCCGCUCUACCAGGACCCAAUUGACAUCAUGAUGCACCGGUGGAGAUAUCCAUCGCUCUCGAUCCACGGAAUCAACGGGGCGGAUGCAAGCGACGACCCAGGCACGGCAAUCCCGAGCAAAGUGACAGGCGCGUUCUCCAUCAGAACCGUGCCAAACAUGGACAGCCAAACCGUCAAUGACACGGUGACAAAGUAUCUCCAAGAUGAAUUCAAAAAGCUUGGCAGUAAAUGUCAAAUCAGCAUAGGGGUUUUCCCCGAACACGUUCCAUUCUGGAGGGCCAACUACGAGGAUCCCAAUUUCACAGCGGCUGCCAAAGCUACCAACGAGGUUUACAAGACUGAUCCAGACUACACUCGAGAGGGUGGAAGUAUCGGUGUUGCAUUGUAUCUCCAGAAUAUUCUGGACAAAAAGAGUCUUCUGUUGCUCCCGAUGGGUGCGUCGGAUGACGGACCUCAUGGGCCCAACGAGAAAAUCGACAGAAGAAACUACAUCGAGGGAACGAAGCUGUUUGGUGCCUACUGGCAUUUCUUUGCUGGGAAGAUUUAG
This is a messenger RNA of Penicillium expansum, 1452 nucleotides long. RefSeq names its product Peptidase M20. The transcript is spliced from 4 exons. NCBI's taxonomy places the organism in Eukaryota, Fungi, Ascomycota, Eurotiomycetes, Eurotiales, Aspergillaceae. The record is from RefSeq and is a predicted model, not a curated record. Gene Ontology annotation, biological process: proteolysis. Gene Ontology annotation, molecular function: peptidase activity. The coding region runs from base 1 to 1452 and encodes 483 amino acids.